Molecule: messenger RNA, 1716 nt
Organism: Torulaspora globosa
Lineage: Eukaryota; Fungi; Ascomycota; Saccharomycetes; Saccharomycetales; Saccharomycetaceae
Exons: 1
Coding region: 1-1716 (571 amino acids)
Molecular function (GO): NADP binding; N,N-dimethylaniline monooxygenase activity; flavin adenine dinucleotide binding
Source: RefSeq, a predicted model, not a curated record
AUGAUCAGGAAAGUGGCAGUAAUCGGUGGAGGGCCAGCUGGUCUUACGACCGUUUACAAUUUCCUCAAGGUUAACAAAGACAGCGAUUUGGCGGUGCAAUGCGUUGGUUUUGAAGCCAAAUCCAAAUUGGGAGGAGUUUGGAGCGACACUCCCGGGAGCAAUCUUGAUACACAUCCAAUGAUUUUUGAGAAGCUGGGAUCUCUACGAGACGAACGCACAGCAGCCGAUUCGAGGGCGUUGUUUUAUGAAGGCACUCCGCUGGCCGGCAUUGACGGUGGAGAGGUUAAUCUGAGUGGCCUAUCUGGGUCUUCGUCCUCGAAACCUGUGAAACUGGCAAGAAAGAGCGGAUUGACUAGGGAUGGAAUAUAUUUCAGCGAUAAAACUGGCCUCUACGAUGAUUUUAUGAGUAACGUUCCUGAGGACUUGAUGAGAUACGAGGAUGAUAUAAAUGAUUAUGGUCAAAAUGCAUGCGCCCGCAAUGACAGAAUUGCCCCAUUGACAGAUCUUCCUAGCAUUAAAUACCAUUUGGACAAUUUCAUUUCGAAAAACGAUUUGGAAGAGAAUUAUCGAAUGAACACAAGCGUUGAAUAUGUGGACAAGACAGGUGCCAGUAAGUGGAUGGUAGUGGCGAAGAGAUCUGUACCCGAGAAUGAUUAUGACGAAUGGUACAUUGAAUAUUUCGAUGCGGUUGUUGUUGCCAGCGGACACUUUCAAAUACCGUACAUACCCUUCUUCAUGAGCAAACCAGAGGGCAGAGGAGCUGCAGAAACUGCGAUCCAUCGUUUCAAUCAGAAAUAUCCCGGAACUCUGGUUCAUGUCAAGGAUAUUGAUAUCUGGUAUCAUAAGGUUUUGCCAAGCUUCGAAAAGACCAGCCGGUACCGCCGCAUCAUCAUCGUGGGUAAAAGCUUCAGUUGCAUGGACGUCCUGAAAAGAAUUAUACAUUUGAAGAAGUCAAUGAGCCUGGAAAUCUUCAUCUCCACGGACGUGCCUCCUAUGCCAGAAAACACAGCCAAUCCAUUCUACUGGUUCGACGAAUGGCUGGCGGAAACGCAGCAAGUGGUUGUCAAGCCACAAAUCACCGAGUUUGUGAGCCAAACUACACCAACUCUAAGAUUCGCUGACGGCUCCGAACUUGGUGGGGUGGACUGCGUCAUAUUCGCCACUGGUUAUCUCUAUGGCUUCCCAUUCCUCUCGUCCAGGUUGUUGGAUGAAUGUCGAAUUUCGAUCACUCCUGACCCACGAAAUACCGACAAUCAACCGUCCAAUAUAUCGCGAGUUUCCGGCCUCUAUCUCCAUACUUUUUCAAUUGCAGAUCCAACGUUGACGUUUCCUGGAGUAUCAAGCAAUGCAAACUUUCAAUCGUUUCACAUAUCUGCCAAAGCUAUCGUGGGAGCUUACCACCGUUUUAACACGCUAUCCCAGCAACAGAAUCCCACUGAUGCGCCCUAUUACGAUUCUAUCUGGCGUCAGAUACUGCCCUCAUUGGACGAUCAAUUGGUCUGGUCAAAAAAAAGGCUGGCCAAGACCGGAAAUACUGGAGCCUACCACUUCUACUACCCACUACCACUGCUAAUCGAGGGCUGGGAAAAGCCUUGUGAGGCCGUUUUUCCAUUUGGUCAAGAUGCCAAGAAUUUGUUUCCUCCCAAUGCUCCACAGCUAUCGACGGACGGAAUCGCCAAACUACGGGACAUAUUCCUCGAGGUGAUGGAGCAGUGA